Messenger RNA from Notothenia coriiceps (black rockcod), 705 nucleotides. Its product is annotated as MAGUK p55 subfamily member 7. Bases 1 to 705 code for a protein of 234 amino acids. Lineage: Eukaryota; Metazoa; Chordata; Actinopteri; Perciformes; Nototheniidae. The record is from RefSeq and is a predicted model, not a curated record. The transcript has 7 exons. Gene Ontology annotation, molecular function: protein binding.
AUGGCCAUGGGGGAGAGUUUGGCGGUGGGGAGCAAUGCCAGAUUUGAGGAAAGCCUCCUGUCGGUCCACGACACUAUCGCCCAGAAGAGUUACGACCCUGAACUACCUCCGCUGCCUGAAGACAUUGACGACGAUGAGGAUUCUGUGAAAAUCAUUAGACUGGUCAAAAACAAGGAGCCUCUCGGUGCAACCAUAAUGCGUGACGAUCACACAGGAGCCAUCCUGGUGGCCCGGAUCAUGAGAGGAGGGGCAGCCGACAGAAGUGGAUUGAUUCAUGUUGGGGAUGAACUGAAGGAGGUCAACGGAAUCCCUGUGGAUGACAAGAAACCGGAGGAAAUCAUCCGUAUUCUGGCCCAGUCACAAGGAGCCAUCACCUUUAAACUUGUCCCUGCAAUCAAGGAAGAGGCGCCAAGCAAGGAGCCAAAGGUGUUUAUGAAGGCACUCUUUGACUACGAGCCUAAGCAGGACAGAGCCAUCCCAUGUAAGGAGGCUGGACUGGCGUUCAAGAUGGGCGACAUCCUACAGGUCAUGAGCCAAGAUGAUGCAACCUGGUGGCAGGCCAAACACGAAGGAGAAGACAAUCCUCGUGCCGGCUUAAUUCCGUCCAAACAGUUCCAGGAGAGGAGAUUUGCACUGAAGCGACCUGUUGCGACUCUCCCACUGCAGAAGACCCCCAGCCGACGAUCAUGUAAGCAUAUAUUAUAA